Molecule: messenger RNA, 4283 nt
Organism: Phaethon lepturus (White-tailed tropicbird)
Lineage: Eukaryota; Metazoa; Chordata; Aves; Phaethontiformes; Phaethontidae
Product: TPR and ankyrin repeat-containing protein 1-like
Exons: 9
Molecular function (GO): ATP binding; protein binding
Source: RefSeq, a predicted model, not a curated record
GCCAAACAGAAGAUGUGGUUAUGCUCCUGAAUUUUGGGGUUGAUCCCACUGUUCCAGAUUCACGGUCAAGAUAUGUCAUAGAUAUCUUGAAAAAGAACAAAAACUUUGAUGCUGUAAAAGCUGUCAGCAAUCACAUUGAGAAACACACUUCCUCUGAGAAACAGACAGGGAGGAAUGAAAGCGGAGCCAUAGCUGAUGCAGAUUCUCUCCUGGAUGUUCUUGAACAGUUUGUCCAGUUCUACAAAUUUGAAAAUGGAGCACAUCAUAAAAAUGUAUUGAAGGAAGAUGCAGUUAAGCAAUUUCUGAAACUGCUGUCUUCUGUGAAAGAAAUCCCUGAAGGGGUGGUUUGCAACAUCUCCCAUGCCUGUGCUAACAGCUUCAUAAAACAGUUGCUGGAGAAGCAAAUGUGGGAUAAAGUUUUGCUGCUGCUAACAGGGAAAGCCAGUGGGGAAGAGCCGUCAGGUGGAGGACUCUUCAAAAACUGCAGUCUUUCAGAUGUUGACAUUGGCAACGUUAUCAAGCAGUGUGACAGAUCGGACAAACAAGUGCACCUCAUAAGAUGCUUGAUUGAACGAGGAGCUCUGCCAGAUGGGAUUGGAACCAACUCUGAAAUACCACUGCAAAUAUGUCUCAGAAAGAAUUAUUUUGAACUGGUGUAUUUGCUGCUGACCAAAGGUGCAGAUCCUCGAAAUCUCUCUGUUGCACAAGGAGAUACUCCUUUGCAUGCUGCAGUUUCCAUCUGUUUAAAUAAUAGAGAUGGCACUGGUUUAAACAUUCUGAACUAUCUACUUGAUCUCUUUGCUUCAAGACCUUCCAACUUCCCAUAUCUUAAUCCAAACAUACAAGAUGAGAAUGGAAAUACAGUGAUGCAUGUUGUUUUUCAGAGAGGAGUUUCAAAACAGGCUAAGAGAAUAAUGGAGUCAUUGGCAAAAUUUGAUGUUAACUUUAAUAUAAAAAACAAAUUAGGAAGAGAUGUGAGGCAUAGAAUUAAAAAAAAUGACCCACUGUUACUUGCCUGGAAUAAUGCUGCACUGGAGAAAAAGAAGCACCGUCAGGAUAUAGCAGGGCAGUUGGUUAAAACAUCUAAGCCCAUUCCAGCCUCUGAGAUUCCACAGCCGAAGAGCACAGGGCGUGCUUUGUCAGGGUCCUCAUUAAAGGCACCAUCUGGCAACACAGAGCAUAAUGAUUCAAAAACCCUGUCUUCUGUAAAGACAAAAAAAGAUGAGUUGGCAAAGCAGGAAACAGAAGGAAUAAAUAGCCCCUUAACGCUGCAGGAAAGUCUAGUACAGGCAAUCACAGCUUUAAUUCAGCAACUGAAAUUGGGUGAUACCCUGAGAAAAGAUCAUCCUCUGGUACAAAAGCCAUCUUCAGCCCAGACUAAUUUGGAAGAGGGAAGAAGUGAGUCCUCACAACCUUGUGGAAGCAUAGCUUAUCCUGAAGGAAAAGGGGAUGAUUGGGAGAAAAAGGAAGGAGCCAGGGAAUUUAGUAUGGCCCUGCCUAAUAGCGAGAAGGAAGAACCAGAGGAAGAGAAGGGGAAGAUUUUGGAUAUGGAGGCAUAUGUGCAGGAGUUUGAUAACAUGACCUGGGAAAUAGAGUGUACUCCUGAAUUGCUGAAGAUGUUGGGCAGCAAAGCUGUGCCUCAUUAUCUGAAAACUAAAACUAUAAUGACAAUUAAGCAGCUUGGCACUGGGGAGUGGACUAGGGGCCUUCAGAAGCCACUGAAACACUUGAAAGCCGAUAUCCAGCUGUAUGAAGCCAAGUUGGGCAAAGGUGCAAGAAUGCUAUGGGAGCUUGCAAUAGACUUUUCUCCUCGUUGCAGCGAGAGUGCAGAAAAGAUUAUGGAGACAGAACAGACAAAAAGUCUUCCAGAAAAAUCGGGUAGAGUUUACACGGAAAUAAUCAGAAUUUGGGCCAUUGUUCUUGACCACUGCAAGCUGAACCGUGUCUUAGAUAAUAUAUGUAUUUCCUACAAUCGUGGUUUAUCCUGCAUCUUGAGGAAGAAACUCAAGGGCAUAAAUGAAGGACAUCAGAAGCACAGUGUGACAACGCAGAAGCGUGUUCCGCGUUGUUAUGUUGAAGACUCAGAGGCAGAAAAAUCAAAAGAACAUACCAUACCUGAGUAUUUCCCUCCAGCCAGCGCAGCAGAAUUGGAAUACAAUAUAAUGAAAUUUCACAGCUUCAGUACUAACAUGGCGCUUAACAUUAUAAAUGAUGUACAUUCUUCUGUUGAAUACCCUUUCCGGGUUGGGGAGUUGGAGUAUGCAGUAAUUGAUCUCAAUCCAAAGCCCAUGGAACCAAUCAUUUUAAUUGGGAGAAGUGGGACAGGGAAGACAACUUGCUGCUUGUAUAGGCUUUGGAAGAAAUUCUGUUCUUACUGGGAAAAAUCCACCCUCGCAAAUGGUCCUCUGCUGGAGAGGCAAACAUGGCAGCAAAGGAAGUGCAGUGAGGUUGAAAAAACUAGGUUAGAGAAGGAAGAGAGUGAAGUAAAACAGGACAGUGAUGAUUCGAGUGAUGAGCAAGAGCAGGACAGUGAGGAUGAAAAGGUUCCUGCAGGCACAGCUGGUGCGGAAAUGAAUUCAUGUGAUGACCAUGAAGAAGACCAAAUGCAUAGCACAGAAGCAUUGAACAGGCUGGAGCACCUGCACCAGAUCUUUGUGACAAAAAAUCCUGUCUUGUGCCAAGAAGUUCAGAAGAAUUUCAUCGAACUUAGCAAGUCUUCCAAGGUAACCAGUCACUUCAAGCCUCUGGAGCCAAAUGUGCACAAGCUACAAGACAUUAAAGAUGAAAAUUUUCCGUUGUUUGUCACCUCUAAGCAGUUGUUGCUGUUACUGGAUGCAUCCAUGCCUGAGCCAUUUUUUCCGAGAGACGAAGAUGGAAGCCUUAAAAGAACCAUUGUUGGUUGGAGUCCUCAGGAAGACUUGCUUGUACCAAAUUGGCAAGAUGAGGAUGAAGAAGGUAAUGUUGAAGCAGAACAUGAUGAUGAUGAAGGAGCUGCAGAUGUGUACUCUAGGGAAAGUGAUCCUCGGACUUUUGUGACUUAUGAUUUAUUUACAAAUGAAAUAUGGCCAAAAAUGAUAAAAGGUAAAAGCCUGUACAAUCCAGCACUAGUUUGGAAAGAAAUAAAAUCAUUUCUGAAAGGCUCUUUUGAGGCACUGAGUUGCUUUGGGGGUAAACUUACUGAGGAGCAGUACAAAAAGCUAGGCCGAAAGAGGUCACCGAACUUCACAGAAGACAGGAGUGAAAUCUAUCACCUCUUUUGUCUUUAUCAGCAGAUACGAUCGCAGAGAGGUUACUUUGAUGAAGAAGAUUUGCUGUAUAACUUAUCUCAAAGACUGUCAAAGCUCAGAGAGCUGCCGUGGUCCAUCCAUGAGUUCUAUGGUGAUGAGAUACAGGAUUUCACCCAAGCUGAGUUAGCACUGUUAAUGAAAUGCAUCAAUGACCCUAAUGCCAUGUUUCUAACUGGUGACACUGCCCAGAGCAUAAUGAAGGGAGUUUCUUUUCGUUUUAGUGAUCUGAGGUCACUGUUUCAUUAUGCAAGCAAGAACUCCUUGAACAAGAAGCAGCGUGUUAGAAAACCAAAAAGGAUAUAUCAGUUGUACCAGAACUACAGGUCGCAUUCAGGUAUUCUCCGUUUAGCAUCUGGAGUGGUUGAUUUGCUUCAGCAUUAUUUCCCAGAAUCUUUUGAUCGCCUUCCUAAGGACUGCGGUCUCUUUGAAGGACCAAAACCUACAGUCUUGGAGUCCUGCAGUGUUAGUGACCUAGCAAUUCUGCUGAGGGGCAACAAAAGGAAAACGCAACCCAUUGAAUUUGGAGCACAUCAGGUGGUAUUAGUGGCAAAUGAAACUGCAAAGGAGAAGAUACCUGAGGAACUCAGUUUAGCACUUGUACUGACAGUUUAUGAAGCAAAGGGCUUGGAAUUUGAUGAUGUACUCCUUUACAACUUUUUCACAGACUCGGAGGCUAGCAAAGAAUGGAAGAUUAUUUCUUCUUAUACUCCUGAUUCAGAUGUGCAAGUAGGAAGCAAAUUGCUAAUUGAAAUGCCUUUAGAGGAUGCUACUGGUAUGCAGAAAAGAACUCCUUUUAAUGUAGAAAUGUACAAGAUGCUGAAUGGAGAACUAAAGCAAUUGUAUACUGCCAUUACAAGAGCCAGGGUCAAUCUUUGGAUCUUUGACGAAGACAGUGAUAAACGGGCUCCAGCUUUUAAGUAUUUCAUCAAAAGAGAAUUUGUUCAGGUUGUCAAAGCAGAUGAAAAGAAAGGUAAAGUUAUCCUAAAACUUUCUUAA